Messenger RNA from Dermatophagoides farinae (American house dust mite), 755 nucleotides. The record is from RefSeq and is a predicted model, not a curated record. Lineage: Eukaryota; Metazoa; Arthropoda; Arachnida; Sarcoptiformes; Pyroglyphidae.
GUUGUUGUUGGCAAAAGAAAAAAAAAAGCUUGCCACUGUCUUUUCCUUUUCCCUAUGCGUGUUCACUGUGUGUGUGUGCGUUUGGUUUCUGUGUGAGUUUUACAUGUGAUUUACGAAUCGAAAACUUUUUCAUUGGAUAAUCGAAUUCAGUCCAAAAAAAAAAAAAUCAAUCAUGCAUCUAUUUGUCAAAGGCCUUUCAGGCACUUUGAUUCUCAGUGCAAAACCAACGGACACUGUUGCCAGAAUUAAAUCCAUUAUCGAAAUAAGUGAAGGUGUUGAAGCCAUCAAACAACGAUUAAGCUAUGGUGGUCAACCACUGGAAGAUUCUGAAACAUUGGAAUCAUAUGGAAUUGAAAAUGAUUCAACAAUUUUCGUUACAUUAGGUUUGUUGGGUGGUGCUAAAAAACGUAAAAAGAAGAAUUAUACGACACCAAAAAAGAAUAAACACAAGAAAAAGAAGGUCAAGCUGGCCGUGUUGAAAUUCUAUAAAGUUGAUGAUAAUGGUAAAAUCACUAGACUUCGUCGUGAAUGUGAAAAUAAAGAAUGUGGUGCCGGCGUUUUUAUGGCCAAUCAUGCUGAUCGUCAUUAUUGUGGACGUUGUGGUCUUACAUUGGUCUACAAUAAACCAGAAGAUAAAUGAACACAUCAUUUACCACACACCACCACCAUCGAAACGAUUCAUUUUUCUUUUCACAUUCUUAAUAUAAAACGGUUUUUCUAUAAAAAAAAUGAAAUAAAAUUCUGGAUUUAAAAAA